Molecule: messenger RNA, 5112 nt
Organism: Parnassius mnemosyne (clouded apollo)
Lineage: Eukaryota; Metazoa; Arthropoda; Insecta; Lepidoptera; Papilionidae
Source: the annotation of a GenBank genome assembly
AUGUACAAAAGCAUGCGGUCGAAGUCACCAGAGGAGAGUUGCCAGCAAAAACCUGCCAGGCAGCAAACUUACAGAAACGAGAACGACUACAAUCCGGAAGCGACGCCGCAGUAUUUUCAGAUAGCAGUGAGCGUUCUUGAAGCUCGAAAACUAGCAUGGAGCAACCCACAAUCUGCAAACUCUUAUGUCAUCGUUGUUCUAGAUAAGAAGAAGCAUAGGACUAGUGUCAGAAAGAACAUGAUGGAUCCGUACUACCGAGAAAACUUCGUUUUCGAGAUGUAUGCGAGCAUUCGAGAGAUACGGCAGACCUGUUUAUGGCUCGCCGUGAUGGAGCCUAGAUGUUGUGCACCGCCACGUCUCCUCGGCGAAGCGAAUAUCGAUCUUGGAACUGUUUGGUCGCAGACACAUCAUCAAGUAUUUCACAAGUGGGCACAAUUGUGCUUGCCUCGUGAUCCUGCCGCAGGACCAGUGGGAUUUUUGAAAGUGGAUAUAUCCAUCAUAUAUAGAGGUGAACUGCAGGUCAUGCCUGUAUUUACUACCACUAUCGAAGAGAAAACAGAAAAUACUCUACUUCUUCCCAUUGGUUCUGAGCAACAACGUGCCAAUUAUCUAAUCACGAUAUUUAGUGCUUUCGGUCUCCCUAACGGAACCCACUGUCAUGGCGAUAAACGCUAUGGAAAACCUCCGUCGACCUUUGUCAGAGUGUCUUUUUGUGGACUUGUGGCAAAGACAGCUGUUCAGCAAAGAAACAAUCAACCCAUGUAUUGUGAGCAAAUUUCAAUGGUGGAAAUGUUUCCUAACAUGAAUCAACUUAUACGUUUCGAUGUGUGCUCAGCGGAUGGGUGCUUCAACAAAAUUCUUUCGAGCGCUCAUCUGACGUUGGGCCAAAUAUCGCACGACGGAGAAAACGGAUUUCUACCGACAUUUGGACCAUCCCUUCUACAUAUGUAUGGAAAUACGUGCGCUAAUACUUUAUCAGUUACAUCUGAAGACGGACCAUAUCACCGUGGGGCUUUACUAUUGGCUCUCAAGACUAUAGUACCUUUUUACGAGCAGAACAUAAGGACUACUAACGUAGAGCCAGUGGGCCAUGUUCGACCUGAAGAUCUUUGGACAUCCGAAGACUUUUGUAUCUUUUGUCCUAUCAUGGAAGUAUCAAUGGUCGAUAGUCAAAUAGUAUCAAAGACUUGCGGCAUUGCCAUCACUAUUGGCGACAUCUACUGCGAACACAGAGCUGAUGAAGAGUUCUUAAUAAUGAUGGAGGAGAUUAAGCAACGUAAGCUUCAUUACACGGGGUGCCUGGAUAUAACGAGAAGUUCCAGCGUGUAUGGUCACAUUGAAUUUUCUAACGCAAUGCCCGUACUCCAAUUGGCUGCACGGCUGCCGGAUUUCAGAUUCAGAAUGUACAGAAACAAUAUGGUUAAUUCAAUUGUACAUUGUAUUGAAACUGGAGUGUUUGAAGUAGAACGAUGUCUUGAAUGCUACGAAUACACUACAACUAACGAUUUACUGGAACAGUUGAAUAAAGUUUUAGAAGAGGCGGCCACCAACAUAAUUAAAUUCUUGGAUAUCAUUCAGUAUACAGGAUAUUCCAACAAUUUGGAGAACGCACUGCGCCAAUGUGGCACUGAUCUCGAUUACAAACAGCAGGAUUUACAAAAAGAAGAGAUGGUCAAAAUUCAUCACAAUUUGAUGAGAAGAAUCAACAACCCCUCUGAUAUCACUCUCCAAUCUCUCGGUAAAACUGCAAAAGAUAGUAUAACUGCAACAAGGAAAAUUGUUGAAAUGUUGAUUACAGAGACAAAAGCUUUAGCUCAAAGUUUAAAAAAUCUCAUGUAUAAAGCACCUGACGGAUGGCCGGAUGUCGUUAUAUGGUUAUUAAAUGGCGGCACAAGAGUGGGAUUCUAUAAAAUACCUGCGACUGAUGUUAUUCAUUCAACGAUAACUGAGCAAACUGGAAAAGAUUGCGGCAAAAUAAGGACUGUUUAUUUAAAGCCUUUAAAAUGCCCAAAGCAUUUGAAUUCGUUGCCCAGUAGCUGCUUUUGCGUUGCUGCUAAGUUGGAACUUAUUACAUGGAUGGGUACUUUCCGCGAAAGGAAUGCAUUUGAAAACUUUCUACCUGAUGGAUACAAGGUCAAAGUGAAGAACCAUGACAUGUGUAUUAGGACUACAACAAUGAUGUUGGAGUGCCGCGCGUUUGUGUACAGAGCAAAAAUAAACGGCGGCAACGAAACAACACCCACGCACCCUUUUCUCAGGAUCAACGUAAUGAACUCUGUAAAGGAAACACAAGUGAAACAGAAGACGUUAACGCCAAUAUGGAACCAGGUCUUGAAAGUACAUAGAAUGCAGUUCACGAACCAGAGCAGACUUAAAACCAGUCCACCCGUAGCUUUGAUUGAAGUGAUCCACAGUGACUUAGCGGGUAAGACGGAAUUGAUCGGGCGCUUCCAACUGACGCCCGUUAUUGACGACAGGCAAGAAUACGAAUAUGCACCAAAACUGAAAUGGUACGGUAUGAUGAAAGGAGCUGAGACUACUGGCCAAGUUUUAAUGUCUUUGCAAGUACUACAGGUACCAGAGAAAUUAUUAAAGACUACAGUAUAUAGUCCUAUUGAAGAAACGUUUUAUGCAUCAGGUGUGACAGACAUUGAGAGUCCUGAAGAGAUUGAACCUUUGCCACCGAACCUGAUUCCGAAAUAUAGCACAUAUAAGGUUGAUAUAUAUUGGUGGGGGCUGCGAGAUGUGAGUGUUACUAGAAAACCGUGUGUUGUACUCGAAAUAGAAGACCUUGCACUGAAGUCUGAUAUAAUAACGGAGAAGAAAAACAAUUGCAACUUCCCCAACGGCCGCACUUCUCAAACUUUUGAAGCGCCACUCGACGAAGUUCAUUAUCCGCCCCUAAACAUCAGACUUUAUGACAGCAGCACUUUCGGUAGAACUCUUUUCUUUGGCACUUACGUCGUUAAAAAUCCAAUGAAAUAUUAUGUACAAUGGUUGCCUAAGCAAGAACGAGAAGCUUCGCUAAAACGAGCUUCGAUAAUGUCUUCCAGUUUUAUUGAAGUGGGGCAGUCCCUUUUCGUUAGAAGAAGUAGCCCUUUAACUAAAGAAAGUUCAGAGUCUGUUAUGGACGCAAUCAUUGAAACCAAAAAUCAAGUGAAACCCAGAAAAUGGCCAAGACUUUUUAGCAAGAAGGAGCCUAACGAAGAAGAAUAUACAUUACUGCCAAUGCUUACAACUAAGGAAAAGAAAGAAGUUGUCAAGGAAGCAACGCCAUGUGAGCAUAAGGACUGGUGGAUGAGAUAUUUAUAUUCUCAAAAGGAAUGCUUCGGAGAAGAUAAUGUCAAUGCGGUUGAUAAAAUUUCCAUUUACGAUUCUGAAUUGGAACUACAACCAGAGUUUUCAAAAUUCAAAGACUGGUGUUCUACACUCAAGUUAUACAAUGGCAAUAAAACUGGCAUACCAGAAAAAGAUGAACAACUUUAUUGUGGAUUUUUGAAAGCCGGUAUUGCUUUAUAUAAUUGGCCCCCACCAGCAACAACCAUCGCUGUUAGUUCCAAUGGUGUGGAACUAAAUAGUGGAUUUUUUAACGACCACCCGAAUAACGAACCUACAAAAUUUUUGGUACGAGUUUACGUGGUAAAGGCUUUUAAUUUAACCUCAAAGGAUUUUACGGGAAAAACUAAUCCAUAUAUUGUGCUUAAUUGUGGUAAUAAACGCCUGGGAGAUCGAGACAGCUGCAUAAGGAAAACUCUCAGUCCUAUUUUUGGAAAAAUGUAUGAAUUUAGUUGCAGUCUUCCCGAAGACUAUCUUUUAUCUUUGUCUGUUUACGACUUGGAUGAUGAACUAGAGGACCAGUUAAUUGGCUCUACUCACGUUGACCUAGAAGAUCGAAUUUAUUCCAAGCACAGGGGACGUGUGGGACUUUCAGUAGAAUAUAAUAUAGUUGGGCCCAGUAAGUGGCGCGAUUGCAUCAAGCCUUCAGCCAUUCUUGAAGAUCUGUGCCAGAAGAACCAUAUUCCUGCACCCAUUUAUCCCGAUAUAGCAACUGUUCUCGUAAAUGGUGUAGAAUAUAGAGACAACGAACGAGAUAAAGUUUACGGAUCACCAGUGGAACGUAGAGAAAACAUUUGUUUAACGCUUUUGCGUAACUGGCACACACUGCCGAUAUGUGGAUACCAUUUGGUUCCGGAACAUGUUGAAACUAGGACUCUGUAUAAUCCUUCAAAACCUGGAAUCGAAAUGGGUAAGGUACAUAUGUGGGUGGACAUAUUUCCACUGGAUUCCGGUUUGUUUAUUCCAUGUCCCGUUGAUAUAACUCCAUGGAAAAUCGAAGAUUUUGAACUGAGGGUCACCGUGCUCAAUGUAAAUGGAUUAAAGCUUAAGCAAGAAAAGUCUGGAAAAAAGACAUCUGAAAUUUAUGUUAGAGCUUGGAUCGGUUCUGUCGAUCAGGUUCAGCGAACAGACGUCCAUUUUAAUUGCCCAAGCGGAGUGUGCAAUUUCAACUGGCGCAUGGUAUUCAACUUUCAAUACCAGCACGCUGAAGGAAAGCUAGUAACCAAGGAAAAAGGACCAUUUACAGAAAUCGAAGAGCGCAUACCACCAGUUCUUAUAGUUCAAGUAUUAGAUGGUGAUGCGACGUAUUCAGACGAUUUCAUGGGCAACGAACUGGGUUCUCUACAUCUGAAUUUGAACUCUAUGCCGCGUGGUGUAAACCUUGCGCAGUUUUGCACUCUCAAUACAAUUGAGAAAACAAAAAAAAUUAGUAUGUUUGCCGUGAGGUCUGUGCGGGCGUGGUGGCCUUUGAAGCUAAUCGAUAGGAAUACCGGAAGCGAUAUACCUGCUGGAUCCAUCGAAUUGGAGUUAUCACUAUUGCCUAAAGAAACUGCAAUUUUAAUGCCAUGUUCUAUUGGAAGAGAAGCGCCAUGCUCCAUAAUUCCGUCAUGUCAAGCAAAAAAACAAGCGCUUGCGAGGACGUUAAAGGGUAAAGCUCCCUGCAGCAGAUACAAAUUCAUGGCAUGUUGUAUUUGCGCGUUCAUAAUACUCGGAACUGCGUUCGCCUUUUUUUUAAACGUUCCUGAGCUACUUAUUGAUAAAAUAACGGAUCAGUGA